Messenger RNA from Phycodurus eques (leafy seadragon), 591 nucleotides. It is a transcript of the gene fabp4a, whose product is annotated as fatty acid binding protein 4a. Gene Ontology annotation, molecular function: fatty acid binding. Gene Ontology annotation, cellular component: nucleus; cytosol. The record is from RefSeq and is a predicted model, not a curated record. The coding region runs from base 47 to 451 and encodes 134 amino acids. Gene Ontology annotation, biological process: fatty acid transport. The transcript is spliced from 4 exons. Lineage: Eukaryota; Metazoa; Chordata; Actinopteri; Syngnathiformes; Syngnathidae.
UACAAACAAGUUGGAGCAUCAACUUAAAAAAAAACCUUUUGCAGCCAUGGUUGAGAAGUUUGUCGGGACGUGGAAGAUGGUAUCCAGCGAGAACUUUGACGACUACAUGAAAGCAAUUGGCGUCGGCUUCGCCGUCCGGCAGGUGGGCAACCGCACCAAGCCCAGCUUGGUCGUGGCGGUGGACGACCAAGGCACCGUCAGCAUGAAGACCCAGAGCACGUUCAAGACGUCCGAGAUCAAAUUCAAGCUCAACGAGCCCUUCGAGGAGACCACCGCCGACGACAGGAAAACGCGGACCGUGUUCAGCUUGGAAAAUGGCAAACUUGUGCAGAAACAGUGCUGGGACGGCAAAGAGACGAGCAUCGAGAGGGAAGUGACAGACGGCAAAUUAAUAGCGAGGUGCAUCAUGGGAGAUGUGGUGGCGGUGAGGACAUACGUGAAGGAGGCGUGAUGCGCAUGCGUGGCUCGGGAAGAAUACGCCGGACCCCCGACAGGCUCAGUUUCAUGAGCGUCAACAUUUUUUCUUUUCUUUUGGGUGUGUGGCCCUCAAAUCCUUCAAAUUGUGGGCAACAAAUGUGUGGAUUUGAAUAA